Molecule: messenger RNA, 2917 nt
Organism: Siniperca chuatsi (mandarin fish)
Lineage: Eukaryota; Metazoa; Chordata; Actinopteri; Centrarchiformes; Sinipercidae
Gene: lmf2a
Product: lipase maturation factor 2a
Exons: 14
Coding region: 87-2279 (730 amino acids)
Biological process (GO): protein maturation
Cellular component (GO): endoplasmic reticulum membrane
Source: RefSeq, a predicted model, not a curated record
UAAAUCCCGCGUCCCGUCCUGCCACGGAAGCAGGGCAGGCAGCGAAAGGAAGGAGCGGCUGUUCCGUCCAGCAGGUCGGCUCAGAAAUGGGGGAAAUCAUCUUGCCACGGCGCAUGUUCCUCUGGUGCAUGGCGGUCAUCUAUCUGGCUGCCUUUGUUUCCCUCUAUAUGCAGAUACCAGGUCUCUAUGGUAAUGAGGGGUUGUUGCCUGCUCGCUGGCAGCUGCGGUACAGCGGUAAGCCUCUAGGGGAACAGCUGCUGUCCUCUCCCACCCUGCUGUGGCUGGGACCUCAUCUCGGCUUGGACACGCAAACCGCUAUGGAGCUGCUGUGUCUUAUAGGGGCAGUGCUGAGCCUCGCCGCCUUGCUGGUGGAGGCGCUGAGAGACAGCAUGGUGUAUUUCUGCCUCUGGGCCUUGUACCUGUCCAUGUAUCAAGUGGGCCAGGUUUUUCUCUACUUCCAGUGGGACAACUUGCUUCUGGAGACGGGAUUCCUCUGUAUCCUUGUUGCUCCACUGACAUUAAUCAGAGGGUCACGAGGGGUCAGAGAGCAUGAUGGUGUGACCUUCUGGCUGAUCCGCUGGUUGCUCUUCAGGCUCAUGUUUGCCUCUGGUGUGGUGAAACUCACGUCACGUUGUCCCACAUGGUGGGGCCUUACAGCUCUGACAUAUCACUAUGAGACUCAGUGUAUCCCCACCCCACCAGCCUGGUUUGCUCACCAGUUGCCAGUGUGGUGGCAGAAGCUGAGUGUGGUGGGGACCUUCGUUAUAGAGAUCGCUGCACCCCUGCUUUUCUUCAGCCCACUGCGCAGACUCCGGCUUGGGGCUUUUUACUUGCAGGUGUUGCUUCAAGUGCUCAUCAUUUUGACUGGAAACUACAAUUUCUUCAACCUGCUGACUUUGACCCUCUGUACGUCUCUUCUGGACAACCAGCAUGUACACUUCUGGCUACGCAAGGCAGACAAGAUCAGCAACAAUGACUCCAAGCUGUGUUCGUGUCUGUGUUACAUGCUGGAGCUGGCAGUCUGGUCUCUCAUGAUCUUCGGAACAAUUGUAUGCUUUGACCUACAGUUGGAUACAACGAAGAGCGUCAUCACCUCACGGACAGCAUUCACAUACCACCAGCUUAACCAAUUUCUGAAGACUGUCACUAUCCCCUGUAUCUGGAUUGGUGUUCUCUCUCUCACCUGGGAGAUAGUCACAGCCAUGUUCAGAUGUGCGUGUGUCUCUGGUUUCCUGAAGAGGUUUUGUGGAACUGUCCAGUGGACUGUGUUUGCUGCUGCCACCGCUGCUAUGUUCACUAUUAGUCUGGUGCCAUUCACCUACAUAGAGUUUGACUCUAAUGCCAGGUUGUGGCCUGGAGUACAUCGGGCCUAUGAGCUGGUGGAUCGCUACCAGCUGGUCAACUCAUAUGGCCUGUUCAGAAGGAUGACCGGGGUCAGUGGGCGGCCAGAGGUUGUCAUCGAGGGAAGCAGCGAUGGAGUCGUGUGGACCGAGAUUGAGUUUAUGUAUAAGCCAGGCAACCUAAGUGCACCUCCUCCUGUGGUGACACCUCACCAGCCCAGGUUGGACUGGCAAAUGUGGUUUGCUGCCCUCGGGGCUCAUACACAGGCUCCAUGGUUCACCAGCCUCAUAUACCGACUGCUGCAGGGCAAAAGAGAUGUGAUAGAGUUGAUCCAGACAGAUGUAUCUCAGUAUCCAUUCCACCAGCAGCCUCCUGCCUACCUCCGAGCCCACCGCUACAGAUACUGGUUUACUGAACCAAAGGCUGACGGUUCUUACCCACAGCGUUGGUGGAGGAGGGUCUAUGAUGAGGAAUUCUAUCCCACAGUGCACCUGGGCAACACCUUCCUGGAGAGCAUGCUCAACCAAUAUAAACUCAAGGACAAAUCAUCACCACAUCGUAUGUCCAACACCACUGUUGCCCGGGCGGUGAGGUGGGUGCGCUCUAAGGUCAGAGGUGUUCCUGCCCACAUACUAAUCUGGACCCUGAUUGUCUGCAGCACCGCCUUCUGUCUGCUCCAGGGAUUGCAAAACAGGAACAAACACACGACUGUGAACAAUCACACAGAAAAUGUGUCUAACGGCUCUUCAGACCAUUUUGGGAAGUCAGAUGAACAGCAGGCAGCGGAGGAGGAGGAGAAGGAAGAUGAAGAGGACCGCGAAGAUGAGGUGGAGGAGGUCGAAGGAGGGGAGAAAGACGAUGAAGAGGAUGAGGCACGAGAGGAGGAGGAGGAAGACAGGACAGAAAAAGAUGAGAUCCCCCGAAAGAGAAAGUUUUGAAAAAGAUGCAGGUAAUCCCGUAGUAGACUGUUUUCACCACCUGCCUUCAUAAAAAAAUGACCAAAAUGACCAAAGAAGUUGUUCUCUGUAUAUUUGUAUUUCCUGAUCAGCCAAUUAUGGAAAAAUAAGUUUAUUUGCCUUCUCCCACCUACACCUUAUUACAGUACAUUGUUCAUAUAUUAGUUAUAUCAGAAAGCAAUCACUCUAUUCAGCAGAUCUUUCCAGGUGUUUAUAGAUUUUAAAACCUUCCUGGUUCUGACUUAUGUUGAUUCAAAGUGAAAUCUAGUCAUCAGAUCAAAUCAUGCUCAAAGUAGAGAGGAAAUUUAUAAUAUAAGGUGGGUUCUGUUUUACCCAUCAAGAGAGUAAAUGUGUGUUGUUCAUGUUACUCUUUGUCUACUGUUAUUGGUGUGUUGCACUUGUAUGUAAGUGUGUGUGUUUGCUUAAGGUAUUUUAUUUGUGUCACUGUGGUCUCUUGCCUCUUGCUGUACAGAACUAAAACAAUUCUGCACUUUCUUUUUUUUUUUUUUUUUUACGAAUGUGUCUUGUUUCUGUCAGUAUUAGAAAUUAAACAUCACAAAUUAAUGUAGUGCUUUUUAAAAGGUUUUUAUAACAUUAAAAUACAAUAAAAUAGAAAUGCA